GGUAGUGGUAAGAGUUCGGCCAAAGGCAGCCCGCCAAGCCCAACGACGGCGCAAGAGUAUAGAACGACGUUGUUUGAUGGACUAACAAUGUCGUUGGUUAAACCGGGUCGAGGCAGUUGAGUUGGAUUAUAAAACGGCAUCGUUGGUGAAAGGUGAUGUCGUGGUAUUGGUGAAACGUCAUCGUUACAUGGACAAGGUUGUAAGUCGUUUCGCCAAGUUUCUGCAAAGCAAGAGCGGUUUUGAGGGCACGUGAUUAUCACGCAACAAGGAGGAAGUUACCUGCACGGUUGACAGGAAUGAAGACGUGGGAGACAAAGGCGCCAAGGCAGUUACUACGACGGGGAGAAGCGCAAAGUAUAAAGAUUGGGAAGAGAGAGAAGCUCGAGACGGCAAAAUCAAAUCACAAACUGCACCGUCGCAGAAUUAUCACUUUUUCUCCGUAGUUUUGUAGAACCGCUCUGUCAAAGACCUCCUUUGCAGAGUUGUAGAUCUUAGCUUGUAGUCGUAGUUGCGGAGCUCUCCAGAGGAACCUCCAUAGGAGUAGAGGUAACGUAACUUAGAACACUCCUGGUUCGAUUUUCUGGUUAUUCGCCGAACACCCUCGUUCGAACGUAGUUUGGAUAGGUGGUGAACCGAAUAACGGUUGUUUGAUUAGAAGUCAAAGGUGUAUCGAUCAAAUCAAAAUCGCCGACAUCGGUGGUGGAUAUUUGACGGUCGUCUUGAUUUCUGUAUAAUCGAUCAAAUCAACGGCGGCGGAUAUUUGACGAUUUUGCUAACUUUGUGUUUGUGCUAACUUGAAAACAGUGCGCAUUGAACACGCGAGUUUCGCCAACGAAACAAAUUGGCACACCUGGUGGGACUCAAACCCACAAUCGUUUGAUUAGAAGUCAAAGGUGUAUCGAUCAAAUCAACAUCGCCGACAUCGGUGGUGGAUAUUUGACGGUCGUCUUGAUUUCUGUAUAAUCGAUCAAAUCAACGACGCCGACAUUCGGCGGCGGAUAUUUGACGAUUUUGCUGACUUUGUGUUUGUGCUUACUUGAAAACAGUGCGCAUUGAACACGCGAGUUUCGCCAACGAAAUAUAUAUACACAUUCUCAAUUUUUGUUCUCAAUUUAGCGUUGCUAUCAUGUAAACUCAUAUUAUCUGCCGGCGAAUGAAAGCCACGAUAUAUGAGUUUAUAAAUAUUUGUUUUAUUGUAUUGGAUCUGGUCUGUAAUAGGGUUUGGUCGUACGUCAUAGAUAUAUAUACUCAUUCUCAAUUUUUGUAAUCUGUUCUUCUCAAGUAUAGUGAAUCUGGUCUAUCCUGCCAGUGAAUUAGCUAUAACACACAUCAUGUUAGUGAGCCACGUAAAUAUGUAUAAUUUUUAUUUUCUUGCAUUUCGAUCUCCCAAUCCAUUACAACAUUUAGGGGUAAGAUAUUUUAUAUUGAAAUCGUGAUUCAACCAUUACUUACCGUUAAAAACCUUCUACCAUCAGUUUAAAUUCUGGCAUAAGAUUUUCUCGGUUGAACCGUCUGCCGAUUGAAACUCUUGACUUUUAUAUAUAGGAGCAGAACCUGCAUCAAGUGAUGCCAUAAUUCAAAUUGGUAUCAAAAAGAGGGAGAAAGAAAGGUUCGAUAAUGGAUGUGCAGCAUAUGAUCAUCCCCUUCUUCAACACCAUCCUGGUCAUCGUCUUCCUAACCACCAUAUUCCUCACUGCACUUAAAAGUCUGAAAAGGUCAAAGAAGCCGCCGGCGUCGUCGUCUGGCCCACUACCUCCGGGGCCAUGGAAGCUGCCCAUAAUCGGAAAUCUGCACCAGAUGGUUGGGCCGCAGCAACCGCACCGCCGACUGAUGGACCUGGCAAAGAAGCACGGCCCAAUCAUGCACCUCCAGCUCGGGGAAACCUCCAACGUCAUCGUCUCUUCCCCUGAGCUCGCCAGCGAGUUCCGCAAAACCCACGACCUCAACUUCGCCUCCAGGCCCAUGUUCCCCAUCGCCAGGAUCCUGUCGUACGGCGGCCGGAACGUUUCGUUCGCGCCCUACGGCGAGUACUGGCGGCACGUGAGGAAGGUUUGCACUCUGGGUCUGCUGAAUGCCAAACGGGUUGCUUUUUUCCGGCCAGUUAUGCAGGACGAGAUGGCCAAGUUGGUCACCUCCAUACAGCUGCAACAACAGGUAGGUGACAUUCAGUAAAUACUCCGUUUUAAUAUGCGUGAAUGUAAGGAUGGAUGUAGUUACGUAUCUUGUACAGGUUAGGUUAGAUUCUCUAUUUCCGUACUAUUAUCAAAUCGUUUUAUUUUUCUCCGCCCAUUUGAUGGCUGACUCUCAUAUUAAACGUGGGUGGCCAAUAAGAUGUGUUGGGACUUGGGACCAGUGGCGGAUCCAGGAAUUCUUUAUAAGGAUAUCCUCUUGCAAAAAUUAAAUUUAAGUAAAAUUUAAAUUUAAUAAUUCAUAAAUCAGAAAAUAUCCUACUAGUGAAAAUAUAUCAUAUUAGACAAUAAUUCACGAACUGAUCGCAUAUUCGAUUUCUAACUUUGUUCUUGAUGUAACUCAAACUUGAAAGACUCUUUCAAUUCUUGCAGUAUACCUAUAAAAUCAAUUCAAAUUAAGGAUAGCUCGAAUGAGUUUAAUUCUUAGGUUUUUAAAAUAUUUGGGAAUAAAGAAUAGUGUUUUAC
This is a messenger RNA of Linum trigynum, 2654 nucleotides long. The record is from the annotation of a GenBank genome assembly. Lineage: Eukaryota; Viridiplantae; Streptophyta; Magnoliopsida; Malpighiales; Linaceae.